CGAAAGCUGCAGGGCACAACACAUAAACACACUAGAAGGCCGGCGAGCCCCAACCACUACCGCAACAACACGGGAGAGGGUCAUCGUCUGGGUGGAGCACCUCGGCUCAACGUCGGGGCUCGAAAAGUAGCGCCGAAUGUCCCCCAGCCCGCCGCCUCGCUAGAACCUGCUCUCUACACAAGGUGUCUCAGUAACUUAAAACAAGGGAGAUAUCGUUCGGGGUGACUCGAAGAGGCGACGACUUUUAGUCGGUUGAAUGCCUGCCACCACUCCCAGAGAGAGAGGAGCAAGGCGUAUCCGCACGAAGGCAGCUCAACGGAGGCCACCCGGGGGUAGCGGCUCACUGGCUGCCUCGCAUGCGGAGCCGGCGCCGGCGUUCAACGCAGGCAUCAACCCGCUGUACGGGUCGGGGAUGUCGCCGGAGGCGGGGGCAGAGGCAGGGAGAAUAAGGUCAGCGACGGCGGCGAGAGAAGCAUCGGCGGCAUCAUCAUCAUCAUCGCAACCGCAACAACAACAACCGCGGGCGGCGGCCGCUGUACGGGCUGCUCGCACCCGGGCCGCCUCCCCGCAGUCGACCCUCACGACAUCAACGACUCAGAGCACGGGAAGCGCGAGACUUGCCAGCAGGCCGCAGGGGGUAGCUGCUCCUCCUGCAAAGGCAACGACGACGGCCGGGCCGAAAAAGCAGCCUCAGGAGGCGAGGAGCGCGCCAGCCUCCCGCAACGGCAGCAUCAACAAGGGCAGCAGCGGCAACAACAAGAACAACAAGGAGGACUUCGUGCCGGCCCCGCUGGUGCCUGCGCUGCUGGCGCCCGUGCCGCCGCCGCCGGCGAAGCGGAGAGCCGCGGCGGACAUCGAGGCGGGAGAAGCCGGAGAGGUGCUCGAGGAUGCCCCGGACAAGACCCUCAUGGAGAUGCUCCAGACUUACCUCAAGAAGCAGGACCUGUACACGCGGAUGGUGCUGGUGGUGGUGCUGCUCGUGCUGGCCGGCGGGGCGCUCGGGGCGUACGUGGUGAUGCUCUGGUACGCCAUCUCUGAGAAGAACGUCAAGUACACCGUGCUCGUGUCUGUCUUCAGCGUCGUGCUCUUAUGGGUGCUCUGGAAGUAUUGCUUCAGCGGCGAUCAGAAGCUUCAGGACCAGUCCCAGAUCGCGCAGGACAUCGCCACCCUGUACGCCGCGAUACCCGAUCACACCGCCGUCAAGGGUGUUUCGGAGAAGGGCCGGGCGCAGUUCACGGACUUCAAGUACGAGAAGUCGGAGAUGAUGUUCACUGCUGUGACGGACGACGGGGUGAGUUUGGGGUCCGAGCGGGGCUCAGAGCUGAUGAUGGACGGAGCCGACCCUUCCUGCCCGCUGUGCAACAAAGUGUACGUGGAAGGGGCCGAGCUAUGCCUCCUCCCGUGCCUGCACGUGUUCCACAAGACGUGCAUCAACAAGUGGUGCAAUCGGCACAUCGUGUGCCCGCUCUGCAAGCGCCACCUCGAGGCCGCGGAGCCCCUCCACACCCUCACCGCUUCCUACAACCACCCCGGUGACAACACUGUGCAGUCGGAGCCUGGCCACCGCGGCUACGGCAACGGCCAGCAGCGGCACCAGUGGCGCGGCAUGCUCGGGAACGCCGCUCCCGGGCCAGCGAGUGCGCACGGCAGCGAGAGGGGGCUGGGCGGGACCAGGUCGGAAGACGGCAUGUGGAACGACCGUGUCCUUAACGCGGCGCAGCGGCAGCAGAUGGGCGGGAAGCACAACCGGGUGACCUCCUUCAGCUCGGAGACGAGGAGGUCGAACAACGCGCGCGGGCGACCCGGGGAGCGGGCGGGGUCCGGGCGCGGCGGGGGUCCCCCCCACUCGAGCUCGGCGGGAGCGGGCAUGGGCCCGCAGCGCCCCCACAGCGUAAGCGGCUCGACGGGCCGGCAGCAGCAGCAGCAGCAGCAGCAGCAGCAGCAGCAGCAGAACCACCGCCUGCAGAGGAAGCGGUCGUCUUCCUUCACGACUGCGACGGAGCAGCAGCGGGGCCGGGGAGGGUCCGGUCGCGUCGCGCACGGCACAGCGAGGCAUCGGUCGAGCGCGGGCAGCCUGGCCCGCGGCGACUUGAGCACCAGCCCUCGCUCGAGGUCCGACCUAGGGGUUGGGUCGAGGGAAGCGGAGAACAUGCGGGCGAACUCGGACGCCAUUCUCAGCCGGCACGCGGGCCGGAUGAACAACGGGGCCGGCGGAACGAAGACGCUGACAAUGAAGCCCAUGUUGCACGAUGAUACCAGCUGGACGGAGGCCUGGGACGCGGAUGGCAGCGGUGGCGGGGCCGAGGAGGUCAAGGGGGAGGCUGGUAGGAGGAUGGCCGCAACGGCGUCAGCGUCCGGUAGGUCGGGUUUGCAUUCGAGCCGGCAGGGCCCGGCGGUCAUCACGGUCCACAAGGUGCAGCAGAAUACCCGGAGCAGUAGCGGCGGCGGCCGGAGGAGGCCUCGGAGGGAGUCUGGCGGAGGGCGGAGGGACUCGGCGCGGUGGUCGGGCGGAGAGAGCGAGUCGGACGUGGGCGGCGGCGGCGGCAGCCCCGAGGAGGACGAGGUCACCACGAAGGCUCUCACGUACGCCCCCCGCAAGUCCCGCGCGACCGCCAAGGACAAGAAGGACCCCGGCCACCGCCGCCAAUCGUCCACCGGCAGCACCUCGGCGGAGGAGUUCGGCGGCGGCGGCGGCGGCGGCGGAGGCGGUUCCUCCAAGAAGUCCCGUCGCCGGCCUUCGAUACCGGGCCCGAAGUCAGGGUCCGGCAAUCAGAGCGUGAUCGCCACCGCCGCGGCGACCGCCGAGGCGGUGUCGAAGCUCCUCGGCCGGUCCGCGCCGGAGGACCGCUCCUCGGCAGCGGCGGCGGCGGCGGCGGCGAACGCGGGCGCGAGGCGGUCCUCGAUACCGUCGGACGGGUACAGCGACGGGGACAGCGGCUCAGACGCAAGGGCGUCGUCUCGGCGGAAUAGCCGGGGAUCAUCCUCUUCGGUCCGUGCAGGCGGCAGCAAGAGAACCGUCCACCCGCAGCAGCCCCAGCAGCCACAGCAGCCACAGCAGCAGCCACAGCAGCUGAAAAACACCCCGACGAAGACGGGGCCGGUCACGAAGGGCACCCCGGCCCCGCCUAUGGCCGCCGCCCGGGUGGCGACGUGGAACACCACCUCGGCGGCGCUUGCCCCGACGGUGGAUGUGUCGCAGUCUCUCUCGAUGAGCGAGACCGAGUGCUCCGGUCCUGGUUCGAAUCCGGCAGCAGCAACAGCAACAGUAGCAGCAGCAGCAGCAGCAGCAGCAGCAGCAGCAGCCGAAGGAGGAGGAGGAGGAGGAGGAGGAGGAGGAGGAGGAGGAGCGCAGGGAGGAGCAGAUGCUGCCGCGCCCGACGCGGGAGGCGGCGUGGGCUCGUCGCGAAGCGCCGAGAUCAAGGGGAGCGCCGGCCGAGGGUGGAGCUUCAAAAUCCCCGCUUCCGUGGGCAGUGCCGAGUUUUUUGGACUGGGGUCUUCGGUGCCCGGCACGAGGAAGAACUCGGCCGACGCGGCGAGCGGCACGGAGGCGGCAUUGGCGGCGGGGGCGGGGGCAGAGGGAGACUCGGACAGGGAGCGCGACGGCUCCUCAUCCCGGUCAUCGUCGUUGAGAGUACGGGUGCUUUCCAGAAGGAAAUCGGGGUCCGGGAAGGUCGGGGCUCCGGCGGGCCGCCUGUUCGGGUCGAGCACCGCGCGCGUCGGGAGGCCACUGGGCAAGAGCGCUUCCGGCGAGGCGGGGGCUUUGGGCGUGGAGUCGGCGGGCGAGCACGCCGGCGGCGGCAUCGGUUCCUUGCGGUCGUCGAACUCCGUGCAGGCGCUGAUCCAGACGUACGAGAAGAAGGACCGCUCCAGCUCGGACGAGAAGGCUCCGACCGCUCAACAGGAGGAGUGGCCGUUACCGGCACCGACCACCUCAUCCACGGAGGGGAAGAGGAGACUCAGCAAGACUUUUGGCAGAAGAUCCACGAAGGGGCACGGGAUCAACUGCUAGAGACGAGCAAGCAGCAACGGAAUCGGAGAUCGACGAGGAGUACGUGGACCGACCGAAGCUCAGCUACAAGAAGAAGUCGUCGCGCAGCAGCGUUGCCCGGUCCGUUUUCGCCACCGCCGAUGGCCCGUCGACCCAGAACGCGAUACACGCGGUCGAGUUCAGGAGCGUUGGCGGCGGGAGGGGAGGCAAGGCGGGCGAGACUGCCGGUGACUCGGGUGGAGGAGAGGACGACGAUGAGCCUUACCAGCGGCCAAAGCUGUCGUACGGGGGAGGGUUGCGUUCCGGGUCCUCUUCCCGCUGACGGCCAACUGCAGGGGACCCACCCACCUUCAAAGAGGCGUUGCAUUCACCGGAAUCCCCGCGUGCGUUCUUUGAGCUGGGCAUGGUUGUGGGGGAGGGUGGUCGCACGAGUCGAGUCGGACAUGGUGGGAAAAGAAAAGGUGGAGAAAGUGAGAAAGAGAGAGCUAUUACAAAAAAUGGUGCAACAAAACGUGGGAACUGCGCUGCACGGGUGGUUGCAGCUCUCUUUAUUUUCAGUGUGCUUGAGAUAGCAGGCGGUACUGCUGUUCGUCCGCCUAUUUUCUUGUUGGAAACUAUGGUGGCGGUGGCCUGCUCGUGCCCGCAUGCCGCUGAUAUUUAUUAUAGGCGUACUUGGUUUCGCUGUUGAGUAUUUUCGACCCUUUUACUCGUUACCGCCAGCUCCCCUGGUGACCGAGGUUGAAAUGUUGUUGUUGGACGUGGGGAAUUGGGUAUAUACAAGUGUUGGCUUCUCUUCAUUUUCGUGUCAGAAGGAGUUCGGGUUGGAGGGAGAGGCGUUUUGAUGUGCCCAAAUUUCCUGCCUGGCCGGUGUACUGCAGAUGUUUCCGACGAAUAUAGCAUUGAUAAUAACGAACAUGGUGUUUUUUUUUUCUGCUGGUGCGUGUACGUGUGGGUCGCGCAACCUUGCCGCCUUUCGUCCGUCCUCUCCUGUAUCCCGCCGAUAUUCUGCCGCACAUGUGCAGCGCAAGUUGAUUGGUCGUUUUUUUCUGCUUCGUUUUUAUGUUGUCCAGACUAGUCAAGUCCCUUGACCCUACUACGGCCAAUGUCUGUAUCUAUCGACCGGCCCGGCAGUCUCCCCUCUUCCCUUCGCUAAGCGUCAGCGUGCGUGUUUUGUGUACGUUGAGUCGGUGCCUUUUGCUGAAGGUGAGGCGGGGCCUUAGGCUGGGCAGAGAACCCGACCUAGCUGGGAACUUGUUUUUUCCUUGUGGUUGUUUGUAUGUUAUCAUGUAUUGUUUUCGUUCCCUUCCGAGUAAGGCAGAGUAGAGACUACAAACGAUAAGGGGAAGGGCCAACGCGAUUGGGAUAUAUAUAUAGGGGGGGGGUUGGGCUAGACAUCCGACGCCACGUUCAAGUGGUGUGCUCGAAACAGUGCUCUGCUCGUUUGUGCGACGAGUGGACGGUUGUUGCAGCAAGGAGCGAACAGAGGACCGACCCUUAUCUAUUGUUAGGCAUGUUGCAUCUCUUUCGUAGGGGUUGACGGUUUGUUUGUGGUAUUGAGGCCUGUUUUCUGUUUCGCUCUUUCCUUGGGCGUGCUCGUGCAUCCUUUUUCCUUGGUUUGAUCAGAUUCACCAGGAAUAACAUUUUCGACGUUUUGUUGUAUUUUUCCUGUGUUCGUCCUCUUUGAGUUAGUCGUGCUACUAUAGCCAGCUCAGUCAGAUGGCGCGGCCAACCUUUGUGCCCACCAUUGAAAGAUAGGAGCGAGAAUGGUGUUAUUCUUGGAUCCUACAUAUAUAUUCCCAGCCGUCGCCUAGAAGAUUUUUUUCACUUGUUAGGGGGGUCGUAAUCUAGCUGCAGAAGGGCACCACGUACAGGGGGCGUAUUGAUUCCGGUUCGACGCAAACGUCUAGAGUACACGUACUUAAAAACGAGGUGAUGGUGACGUAUACGGCACUUGAGUGAAGAGAAUAUGCGACUCGGCCGCGGAAUCAAGUCAAUUGCCGCUCUUGGUUGCGGAUGGAUGCGACCGCGGUGAACGAGGUUGGGGGUAACGCACGGAGGGGACGGGGGGGGGGAGGGGGGCGCGAUAAGCUUGGUAUGAUGGUUACCUCAGGAAAGCUCACGCUUGGUCAAGUGAGGGCAUGGUGGAUUUUGUGUGCGGCCGUUUAGUCUGUCUGGUGGUUGUGUUUGUUGUUGGCGGGGUACGACGCAGCUAGCAGCUGCGGCGGCGGUGAUGAUGGAUGAUAAAAACGUCGGCCGCAGACACCAUCAUCGUAUGGUAGAUGUGUUUCCUCCCGAUUGUGCUCUAGAGGGAGGCCUACAGUAAGUUUCCAAUGAAUUGACACUGACACGUGAACGCACACGAGCACUAAUUUGGUACCUAGGGUUGUAACCGCGCCACCUGGUUCAUUUCAAUGACACGGAAACGUGCACGCACACGGGCGCGUACUUUUUUAUUUACUUUGCUGUGCCGGCCGGCUAACUAUAGCCACCACCUCAUUCAUUUCAUAACAAGUUGAUUGGUAAAUUGAGAACUGGAUGGCGUGGUAUCCACGAACCAGACUGACUUGAAGAACUUGUCCCUACCGACACUCUGUCUUCUAGACUGCACUGACU
Molecule: messenger RNA, 6601 nt
Organism: Ectocarpus sp. CCAP 1310/34
Lineage: Eukaryota; Phaeophyceae; Ectocarpales; Ectocarpaceae
Source: the annotation of a GenBank genome assembly